CUCGUUCCUCGUUUGUCAUUUGCUCCUAAUCCAGACAAUCUUGUUUCUUGUUUUAGCUGCAAAACUAUGCUCGGAAAUUUUGUUUUUAUUUCUUAAUCUCCAAUCAUUCGCAUUCGUUAACUUAACUUAACGCCUACGGUGUGCGAUAUAAAUAGUGAAAGAAGCGAGAGCGAGCGUUGGAAAUAUAUUUUAAAGUUUUAAAAUUUAAAAUUGGGACGCGAAUAUUUAUUCCACUUGGCGUCUUUUGAGUUCAUUCAUCUGUUUGUUAAUGAGUGCUGUUAAUUGUGUUUUUUAAUAAGUGCCUUUAAAAGUGUAUUUUUAAUAACUUAUUUCAAGUCUUCCUUGAUUGGCAUUAUUAACUAAUUAAAAUGGGAGAAUCGUUGAGUAAAGCAACAAAGCCGGAAGAGUUGGUCGUUUUCAAAAAACUACCGGCCGACAUUCCGUUGGACAACAUCGAAAUACCGGAAAAGCCGGAAAAUCGAUCUCGCACCGACAGGAAAUUUCUUAUUAUCUUCGGAGUAGUCAUUCUUCUACUGUUACCAUUUCUGAUCCAUUCAAUGAUUAUGGGCGAUUUGGCGCGAUGGCGGGGCUACGAUCAGUGCGGCAACGUUUGCGGUCAGAAUAACGAUAAAUAUAACGCUUGGUCUUGUACUGGUCAGGAUUACACCAACAAACCGUACCUGCAAGUUUACGGGAGCGCCGACAAUCUCCUAUUAGCUCGAAGGGAAUGCGUAUACAGCUGCUACGAAAACUACAUAAAGAUAUUUUCCACUUGCUACGCUCGCGAGAGCUUCAGCGACGACGAUUCGACUGCGAUGCAGGAGAAAUCGAAGGACUUGGACGACGCCGAUCUGUCGUCGUAUUUAAACAAGCACGCUUGGAGGAUCGUAUUGGCUUGUUUCGUUUCUUUGGGUAAAUUCCACGGUUGCUUGGUUAUUUUUUCUGAUGAAAAAUUAACGAGUUCAUUUGUAGGUGUGGGUAUCGGUAUGGUGCUGCUGUUCAAAAACGCCACGGCGGCUGUGGUUUGGGGUAUCUUAGGUGGAGUUUUGCUGUUUGGACUUAUUGUUGUUGGUGUUAUUUGGUACAUGUACUUCAACAUAGAAAAAAUCAUACCGAAUUCCGAAGCGGAUUCGAGCCAAAUGGGCGUCCUCGUCAUGGCAAUCGGCUUCACCGUCAUCUGGCUGGUACUCUUGUGCGUCACCAUUUUCAUGUACAAGAAAGUCCAAUUGGUCAUACAAUUGUUCAAAGAGGCCAUCAAGGCCUCCUUCGCCAUGCCCCUGUUGAUUUUCGUUCCCCUAAUCACGUUCUUCUGCGAGCUGAUCGUAUUGGUCUUGCUCGGUUUCACCAGCGCCUACAUUCUCACGUCGGGCGUUCUAACGCAAAUAACGUACGAUUAUCUCUACUACGCUAGCAACAACGUGAUGAACUUUACGUUCUUCUUCAAUUUGAUCGUGGCCUUCUGGAUAACGCAAUUCAUCAUCGGUAUCCAGUACAUGGUGAUAGCGGGCGCCGUCGCCAAAUGGUAUUGGUCAAAAAAUAAGCAGGAUUUGGGCAAGCCUAUCUCGACCAGCGCUCGAGUGGUGUUCAAAUUCCAUUUGGGCAGCAUCGCCUUCGGUUCUAUGGUGAUCACCGUGGUGGCCAUCAUCAGGGCGUUGCUGAGUUCGUUGGCCAAAAACAACAAUCUGAAGGCUUGCGUGGAUUUAUGCAUGGGCUCCAUCGAGUCGUUCGUCAAGUUCCUGUCGAAGAACUCCUACAUUCUCACCGCCAUGCACGGUAAACCUUUUUUCAAAUCGGGUAAAAGGGCGGCGAAAAUCAUCUUCCACAAUGCUGUAAACAUUGCUUCGGUUAAUUACGUCGGAGAUUUCGUACUGGGAAUGGCCCAAUUGCUCAUCGUGCUGAUUUCGAUGUUGAUUACUGUCGGGAUUAUGCAGGGUGCCGAUUCGGAGUACUCAUGGAUGGUAUACCUCAUAGUUUUCUUCGUAUCAUUGUUUAUCGCCGUAACGUUUUUCGCUACGUUCGAAACUACAGUCGAUACAUUGUUUAUGUGUUUCUGCGAAGACAGUCUACUUAAUGACGGGAUGAGCCGCCCGUACGCGAUGUCUCGAGAUCUGAUGGAGUUCGUCGAGAACUCUAAGAAACUCUACGGGGAGAAGAAGGAUUAAAAAUCGAUUAAUAAUUUCGUUUGGGGCAAAACUGCAAUAGUGGUGAAUUUGAUUUAUCGGUUCGUUUUUUUGUUGGUAAAAGUAUACAUUUUGAGCCCAACCAAUUUACCACCAUGAAGUUUGAAACCAAAAGGAAAUGUCGAAAUUCACAAACCACCUUUUAUUACAACGUUUUUAAUACUCACUUUAAGUCCAUCUAUGCACUAUUAAAGAAUGUACAGUUCCUCACGACUCACCCUGUAUAUUCUACGUCUACUUGCAACAAUCGGACGACCAUUUUCUCCAUUAAACCUUUUGACCUUUGUUAUAACCAUAUACAGGUAAAUGCAAAAUUAUUUACAAAAUACGGGUGUUAUAAAGAUAGCUUCCAUUUGUCUCACAUAAAGCAAGAAGAAAAAUUAAUAUUAAGUAAAUGCAACUUUUCACUCUCCCUGUUAUUUUAAUACUCUGUCUUUGUUCAGCUAAUAGAUUUGACCAUAUGUGUUCUUCCGAAUUGACCUUUGUGGUCUUUAACGUACUUAAUAAGGUCAUAUUGAAAUGGUAAACGUUUUGUAGGUAAGACUUUUAUAUAUUUUAUAUAUUUACAUGUAUAUUUUUAAUAAAUGUUUAAAAAUUAAAUGUACGAAAUCCAGCUUUACAAAAAUAGCAUUGUUCGAUUUUUGAAUGUUUUCUCUCAGGUAAUUAAAGCUUUAUAACGUAUUGGUAAGUUCAUUCGUUUCAUUCACCAAUAGUUUAAUUUAUAGGAAAGAAGAUUUUAAUUAAUAAAAAAGAAAUGUAAACUCG
Messenger RNA from Phyllotreta striolata, 2945 nucleotides. Lineage: Eukaryota; Metazoa; Arthropoda; Insecta; Coleoptera; Chrysomelidae. The record is from the annotation of a GenBank genome assembly.